Messenger RNA from Trematosphaeria pertusa, 1747 nucleotides. RefSeq names its product putative cytochrome P450 oxidoreductase. Bases 29 to 1747 code for a protein of 572 amino acids. The record is from RefSeq and is a predicted model, not a curated record. NCBI's taxonomy places the organism in Eukaryota, Fungi, Ascomycota, Dothideomycetes, Pleosporales, Trematosphaeriaceae. Gene Ontology annotation, molecular function: iron ion binding; monooxygenase activity; oxidoreductase activity, acting on paired donors, with incorporation or reduction of molecular oxygen. The transcript has 5 exons.
GCUCGCUCGGAACCGUCACGUGGCAUUCAUGUCAACUAUGUACACUCCAUCCGCCAUGUCCCUUCUUUUGGUGGCAACGGGUGCAUUUUUACUUGUGCAAGGACUACGGCUGUCGCGAAACAUUGCGAAAGCACGAGCAACUGGUCUUCGAGUUGUCGUUACACCUCUUCUCGAAACGCAAGUACUCGCGCAACUUGUAACCCCUUUCCUUCGCGCGCUCUACUCGACUCACUUGGAUGCGGGUAAGGGAUGGCCCAGAUGGUGUCGAUUUAUGAUCAAAGACUGGUCCUGGGAAGACAAACGAUUCGCCCACGAGGAGUAUGGAGACACAUUUAUUUGCGUGUCCCCUGAGGGUAUGAUAUGCUACAGUGCAGAUGCGGCUCUAGCGUGGGACGUGAUGAACCGACGUUACGAUUUCACCAAACCUCGGGACAAGUACAAGAUCCUCGAGCCGUAUGGACCCAACGUAGCGACCGCCGAAGGUGCUGAAUACCGCUUCCACGUACGUAUCACAGCGCCGGCGUUCUCAGACGGCAACGGAAUCAACAAUCUUGUGUGGGAUGAGACAAUGCGUCAAACACGAGCUCUUCUGAGAGAAUGGGCGAAAGGGUCUCCAAAAGACAUACGCGAAGAUGUGAAUGCACUUACUCUGGCUGUUAUCUCACUUGCCGGGUUUGGUAGAAAGCUCGAAUCAGUGACGGAGCAGGCAAAAGACAUUCCGACCGGCUACAAGAUUAGCUUCUUACGAGCUAUUAGCGACACGACAACUUUUAUGCUGGCAAUUCUGGUAUUUCCCGCCUGGCUGCUGAGGAUUUCGCCGUACGCAAAGGCUGAACUCGCCCAUUCGCAGCUCGAUAAGUAUCUUCGACAAAUGAUUCGUGCCGAGAAGAAGAAAAUAGAGGACGGCUUGGGGGAAGAAACAAAAGGAGCGCGCCGGAAUUUACUAAAUAUGGUGGUUGAAUCAUCGUACGAGGCCGGUCAGGAGGAGGAGAAGCGGCACGCCGCAGAAAGAGAUAAGUCGGUCAGAAAACAUGCUUUCACAGAGGAUGAGGUUAUGGGCAAUUUGUUCAUCUACUUAUUGGCUGGAUACGAGACCACUGCCAAUUCCAUUGCCUAUGGUCUGAUUGUGUUGGCAUUGGAGCCCGAUCUACGACAGAGAUUGAGCGAAAGUAUUGCAAGUGUAUGGUCACGAGCCGUUGCGCAAGGACGGAAACAUUUGUCAUAUCAGGACGACUUUUCUGAGCUGCAAUAUCUGUACGGAUUCAUGUACGAGACCUUUCGUUUAUACCCCGGUGUUACCCUGAUUACCAAGUUGUGCCACCAGAGUCAGGAGGUACUCAUUGAGAAUACAUCACAUAUCCUGCCUGCAGGAUGUCGCGUCUACCUGUCCGCCCCCGGUGUUCACUACAACGAAAAGUAUUGGGAAAACCCUACUGAGCUGCGGCCUGAAAGAUGGAGCGAGUCGCGAAAAGCUGCCACCGUCGCGGCCGACAAAACCCGUCAAAUGCGUGGAACGCUACUCACUUUCUCUGAUGGCGCGCGGGUGUGUCUGGGUCGCAAAUUUGCGCAAGCUGAAUUUAUGGCUUUCUUUGCUGCACUGCUUCAUGAGUACGAGGUGUGCUUCGCAGAGGGAACCGAUGUCGAGCAAGCAAGGCGGGAUCUAAGCUGGAAGAGCUCAGGAAAAGUGACGCUAGCGCCGUUACAGCAUUUCCAGCUCAAAUUGAAGAGAAGAGAAAAGGCUGCAUAG